Meira miltonrushii is the source of this 2168-nucleotide messenger RNA. RefSeq lists its product as uncharacterized. The record is from RefSeq and is a predicted model, not a curated record. The coding region runs from base 201 to 2168 and encodes 655 amino acids. The transcript has a single exon. Lineage: Eukaryota; Fungi; Basidiomycota; Exobasidiomycetes; Exobasidiales; Brachybasidiaceae.
CAAUGUUAGAGCUAGUGGCCGUGAUAAAGUGAAAUAGCGACAAGUUGACCGAUUGUCCGUGUGAAAUAUGAACUUGGGUGCUUGGGUCGAGUUUGUCCCGAUUGCGAUCUUAAUAUGAAUCCUUGUUGUCGUGCCAUCAUCGUCACCAUUAGUGAAAUCAGGAUUUCGCAUCAAAUAAUAACGAUAUACCGGAUGGGAGGAUGAGAAGUAUAGCCGCUAUCUUGAUCGUAGGAUCGACAUUGUUCUUUCUGGCUUCAAUCGGCUUGACUGCCAAAGCAAUUGCAGAUCUAGCCUCAACAAUAACUCCAACCUCUUCGUCUAAUGGUGCGCAAUCUACGUCUUCCUCUAGUAACGGUCUAAUCGGAAGCGGUUCGAUCGACAGCUAUACAGGUACUACACCAACGGGAAGUUCGAGUAUAUUUGAUGGUUUUGCGACUCCGAUCAGCAGUAAUUCCAAUUUAAUCACCCCUUCUAGUAUCGUUUCGAGCACAAGCGCUGGCGCGAGUGCAAUUACGAAUCAAAAUCCCGCACCAACUUCAUUCGUUUCUCAGCUGAACCAAAAUGAAGAUGAUGUCCCUAGUGUGAAGGAUGUCUCAGCUGAUAAAUCAAAUGGAAUAGAAACAGGAAACCAGGAAACGGAAAACAAUAUCGAAGCUCCGCUGCAAAAUUUGCAUACAAGCGCUUACAGGAUCAAUGCCGUGAAGGAGUAUCAGGUCAACCAAGUGUCCGAUCAGCCAAUGAUUACGGCUAUCAGCUUUCCGGUACUGCGCAUCAUGCCUGUUCCAGCAAUACCAUCUCAAUCUAGUCUACAGAGGCGGUUGAUGCUGAGCUCGGACACCAACGAGACGAUUUCCUCUUCAAAUGGUGGUGACAUAGCAAAGCACCAUUCGAUCAUCUUGCUUGUUCUCUUUUCCAUACAAGAAGCAUUGUUGGGUGUCCUACUAGCUGGAGGCUUGGCAUAUCUGUGGCGUUACAACACAAUUGACUUUAAUGCCGAGUACAGAUCGAUUCUUAGUCGACAAGCAGAAACAAGAGAUACACACAGUCGUGACGAUGCACUUGUCGCGGCAAGAAAACGGACGACGCACAUACGGACGUACUUGAUCUUCUUUUGCGCUAUAUGUCUAUCCUUGCUGGCAUUCUUCGUUUCCUCGUUUGUUCUACUUGGGAUGUGGUUCACGGUAAAGGAUAACCUAACAAUCAUUACGAUCGCUUUGGAUGCUCUGACUUUCUUCUUCUUGGUAAUGAUCUGUGUUGCGAUGUUUUACGAUUUGAGGAGGAGUAAAAAAGAAGAGCAGUAUACCAUUUCAGAUGGAGUACAUGGAGCCGUUUUCAUGAAUGGCGAUACUCAACGAAUGAAACAUCUUGAGAGAGCACCUUCUGUUGUCUCAUCAAUCAAAAGCUUGUCAAGCUUCUCUACUCCACCAGGUUGGUCGCGUGAUCGGUUUCCAAGAAGAAGUGGGAAACAAAAAGGAGGCGACAGAAAGAAUGAAGGCCAGCUUCCCACACAAAUCGAGCAAAGACAAGAUGAAGAACGAUCAGACAUGCACGAUCAGCAGAUCUACAUAGCACAUUCGCAACAGCCGACAGAAAGCUACGAUCAACCUUUUGUGCCUGCACACCCUUUCCAGCCCGGAAUGAAUUCGGCACAAUAUGUCGGUCAGCCUCUCAGACGUCUUUCAGCCUUGCAAGAUACUUCACAUUAUCGAUCACAUCAAAGCGACAAUAUCAUCUCUCCUCCAAUCGGUACACCACCGCCGCAGCCAGGAAUGGAUAUCAAUGCAAGUUAUCCAAGUCACAUGCUUGCUUCUUUGCCUUCUCCUUCAUCUGCAGGUCAUCAAGACAUCCAUUUCUCGCAUCAAGCAGAAAACGAUGACGAAAAUGAUGAAGAUCGAGAAGAAUGGAUCGGGUCAAUCACUGAUGCGGGUAAAGAACAACAAAAAUCUUCAAACCAAAGAAGACAGCGGCGACCGUCACCGAACAAGAUUCCCAUACCUCCUAAGCCAUCGACUUCGUUACCUCACUCUCCCGUUUCUGAAUCACCUUCAAGUGUUUAUUCAGACGUUUUGCUUUCUCCCGGAACUUUGUGCGUUGCUGUGCCUAACAUACAUGGAGGCACAACGAUGAUGCCCGUCUCUGUCGGACAAUCACAUCAAACAACACUGUAA